AUGGCAGGCACUCAUGAACGUGUCGCCUCCAACUCGCACACUCGAUCUUUCACGGGAUGUGCGACGUGUCGGGGCCGCCAUGUCAAAUGCGAUGAAGGCCGCCCAGCUUGUGCCAUGUGUACAUACUUUGGAUUGGAAUGUGACGGCUACAAGAAAGAUAUAUUCUUCAAUUCGCAAAAUCCAUGUAAAAGAUUACGUUUUCGACGACCCUUACUAACAGAAGACGAACGACAGCGGAUGAGUCAGUGGCUGGUAUCAACCGCGCCACCUCAGGACACGCUACAAAUACUCUCUCGCAUUGACGAGGAGUGUGAGAUUAGUUCACUAUCUGAGCCUCUUCAAAUUUCCCUGGGUCCAUUUGGAGUGUUCAGAUCGCACCAGAGACAGAAUCUGCAAAUCAACGUACCCGCCGAUUCUAUCCCAACACUGCCGAUUGACGACUCUGAGCGAACCACCGCUCUUAGUCCUCCCCAGGAUGAGAUCUCCAUUGAUGAUGCAUUUGAUUCCACUUCGAGCUUCUCUCAGCUAUCGCCAGGUUUCAUGCAAUCGCUUCUUGAACCACUGAGCCAGGGCCCCACUCCUAACUCCUCAGAUCUCCUGGACCUCAUAAUAGACCAGGGCCAUCUGAAUGAUGCCUCGCUAGAAUCCUCACAGGGUUUUCAAUUUUCCGAGCUAUUCCCAGACAUUUCUCUUCAUUCUUCCACCUCGCCCAACUCAAUCACAUCAGCACCAUCCACAAUCCAAUCUGUUCCACAGGAUGCUGUCUUUCUUUUGAAAUACUAUUCAUCCAAUGUACUCAGCCUUAUGACAUCCGUUCGACAUAAGAAGACGCCCUGGCAUGUACUUUUUAUACCACAUACAAAAGAUUGCCUGGCAGCACUUGCUCUAGGAGAACAGCUGAGCCAUGCCAGUCUAUGUACCUUCUUUGGGACUUUGGCCAUUAGUGCUUUCAGCUUAGGUGGCGUUUCUCGAUCACAGUCAUGGCUAGAUAAGGGACGAUUAUACCUUCGAAAGGCCCAGAAAUAUGCCGAGCAGAUGUUGAUGACUGCCUACAGUAUACCCAAAGCUGCUAAGUAUAAAACAACACUAAUGGCCAUUCUCACUAUGAUUCAAAUAUCUACAUUCAUUGGAAACAGGGACCAUGCCGAAGGGUUCUUUCUUGAAGCGGAAAAGUUCAUCCGCGUAAGAGGACUCAAGCGCAAAAAGUCACGCAAAGUACGACUUCUCCAUCACUGUUAUGUCUUUGAGCGAAUGUUUCACGAGAGCAUUUUCAUCUGCGGUACGAAUUCUUACCAGCGCCAGCAUGUCCGUCUAGCAAUUGAGUCCAGUGGGCUUGCACCCGCCAGUGUUGACGGGCUAUCCUUUCGUCUUUACAAAUGGAAGAACUUGAGCCAGGAAAUGCUACGAGUUCGAGAUCAGGAAGAGGGCGAGAACGACCUCCACCUUGAACGGCCUGGAUUAUUCUCUGCCUCCCUCUAUGUGGAGAUCUUUGGAAUUCCAGAGCCAUGGCUCUUGCUUCUCUCCUUGGUCAUCCGGCUUGGAACUGAAAAGGAUAUAACUGAGCAACAACCGGCAUCCAAUGGUCUGAAUCUUAAAGACUUCAUCAGCCGGUCUAAAGCAUUAGAGGACUAUAUCAACCAUAUUCAACGUCCUAGCCAAGCUACCUUUCCACUUGCUCAUCAUCACUCCUCAAUCGACCAGCAUAUUCUUGAGAAUAUGCUCGAAGCUAUGCGGUUGGCACUCGCCAUAUACUUUUACCGACGAAUCUACGAUCUGAACGCGUCAAUGCUACAGGAGAAAGUAGUCGGAGUGCGCGACUGUCUUCUUCAAUGUGAGUAUGCCGACUCGAGCGUCGUUCACGGAUCUGCGGGCUUUAUCUGGCCUGCUUUUAUUGCCGCGUGCGAGGCAGAAGAUCCUGAUGUGAAGGAAUCAUUUUCGACGUGGUUUGAAGCUUCAGCGGAUCGCAGUGGUCUUUCUGGAUUUACACAAACCUUAAACUUGAUCCGAAAGAUUUGGAGCGAAAAACGCAGCAAUGAUGGUAAUAGUUUAACUUGGUUGGAGCUCAUGAAGAAAGCGCUCCCGGUGCUGCAGCAAGAUCAUCUCAUACAGUUGGAGGCCUUUGAACAGUGA
Penicillium macrosclerotiorum is the source of this 2130-nucleotide messenger RNA. Its product is annotated as Zn(II)2Cys6 transcription factor. The record is from RefSeq and is a predicted model, not a curated record. Gene Ontology annotation, biological process: positive regulation of transcription by RNA polymerase II. The coding region runs from base 1 to 2130 and encodes 709 amino acids. The transcript is spliced from 2 exons. Gene Ontology annotation, molecular function: DNA-binding transcription factor activity, RNA polymerase II-specific; zinc ion binding; transcription cis-regulatory region binding. NCBI's taxonomy places the organism in Eukaryota, Fungi, Ascomycota, Eurotiomycetes, Eurotiales, Aspergillaceae. Gene Ontology annotation, cellular component: nucleus.